Molecule: messenger RNA, 2131 nt
Organism: Oncorhynchus mykiss (rainbow trout)
Lineage: Eukaryota; Metazoa; Chordata; Actinopteri; Salmoniformes; Salmonidae
Gene: mntb
Product: MAX network transcriptional repressor b
Biological process (GO): regulation of transcription by RNA polymerase II
Molecular function (GO): protein dimerization activity; RNA polymerase II cis-regulatory region sequence-specific DNA binding; DNA-binding transcription factor activity, RNA polymerase II-specific
Source: RefSeq, a predicted model, not a curated record
GGCGGGCCCUGACUGCAUUCGCCUUGUAAUGUAUUCCCGUGAUCGCAUCGCCAUCUUGUUGCAAUCCCUCUUUUACGUGUGAGAAAGCAUUUAUCCAAGGAAUAUAUUUUUACUCAUUUUCUUUCCGGUGAGAGGAAGAAAGGAAUAAACAAAGUGCGCGUUCGUGUCUGCUGCGUUCCAGACAGUGCUCCCCGGCGGAUCUCGGCUGUGCCUUUUUUCUUCUGUCCUGGGCGAUCGGGUAGCCUACGGUGAGGGGCGCACGAUGAGCAUCGAUACUCUUCUGGAAGCGGCCAGAUAUCUGGAAUGGCAAGCCCAGCAACAACAGAUCACACAUGAGGAGGAGCGUUGCAGAGAGAAGGCGGAGCUUCACAGCCGGGAGGCAGAGUCCAGACGAGCAGAGGUUGUGACCUGUGCGGACCAGCCAAUCAGAUUCAACCAUGUCACCUGGGGGCCAUCACAGCAUUGGCCUGAGUCAUCACAACAUUGUCAGCACCAGCACCUCUCUCCCUCCACUCACCCUCUUCCCCUCUCCCUCCCUCCUCCCCCCAUCUCCAUCGCUGUCAUCCCCAUGGUACCCGUUGUCACAGCUACGCCCUCUGUACCGCCCCUUCCCGUCAUCACGACGAUCGCUGCUGCGGCAACCUCGCUCCACCUCGGAGGCACCCAGGUGAUGAAGGGAGGCUCCUCCCCUACUCAGCAGCAGCCAAUCCAGCGCCAGCUGGCAGCCCAGGUGAAGGCGGAGCCUAACUCGAUGACACCACAGACGGGCGGAAGCCCUAGCCAAUCCCAACCUCCAAUUCAGAUUCCGUACCCAACCUCCAUCAUCACCAAAGCCGCUUCCCAACAUGCACUACUUCCACAGCAAGCCAUUCCCAUGCAGCCACGCCCAAACGGAACCAUCAUGGAUGACCUGAGAGGGUUGGACGGGAAGAGACGACCUGGAGGAGCUGGAACCAGAGAGGUGCACAACAAACUGGAGAAGAACAGAAGAGCUCACUUGAAGGAUUGUUUUGAUACACUGAAGAAGAACGUUCCAAACGUUGAUGAGAAGAAGACCUCCAACCUCAGUGUUCUACGCAGUGCCCUGCGAUACAUACAGACUCUGAAGCGAAAGGAGAAGGAGUAUGAACACGAGAUGGAGCGUCUGGCGAGAGACAAGAUCUCCACGCAGCAGAGACUGGCUGAGCUGAAGAACGAGCUGAGUCAGUGUAUGGACGUUAUGGAGAUAGACAAGGUUCUCAGACAGACCGUACAACCAGAGGACGACCAGGCUUCUACUUCUACUGCCUCAGAAGGAGAAGACAACUUUGACCAGGACAUUGAUGAAGACCUCUCCCCUCCUCCUCCACCCUUCUCCCUCCCCAUUAUACAGGCCAAAUCAUUCCUCACUCCUCACCUCUCCAUCACACACAAGACCCUUUCCUCUGGGGUUCUGACCAGCCCCUCCCUCUUGGCCCCCCCUCCUCACCCCCAAGCCAUCGCCCCCGCCCCCCCACCUCACCCCCAUCCGACCGUCCAAGUGUCACCCAAAGUCAUCACCCACCCUUCCGUCAUCCAGGCUGUCAAUCACGUCCUCCCGGCUAAUCACAAACACCUUACGCACAUCGCUCCCUCUCCCAGUCCUGCCUCCUCCAUCUCGCAGCCAAUCACAGCAGCCGCCGCCGCUGCCCACCAGACAAUCACGGCCCAGCCCAUCGGACACAUCACCGUCCACCCUGUGGCCCACCUGGGGGGUCCCCUGCCCCCCCACAUGUACCCUCAGGGAUUGACGGUCUCCCAGCCCACGGUGUUGGGGCAUAUCACCCACACCUUCACCCACCACACCCUUCCCCACGUCCAGGCUAGCCAUGCUACCGCUAACGUGCCCCAGGUCAAUGGGGCGGCUGUGCCUGGCCAGUGUGGCUCGUCCCUGGGGAAGCCCACAACCAUGCUGGCCCACCACCACCACCACCACCAUCACCACCCACAGCUGGUGGGACAAACCACCGUCCUCAACCCAGUCACCAUGGUGACUGUACCACCCUUCCCUGUUAGCACACUCAAACUGGCCUGAGAGACAGGACAGGCAGGGGAGAGAGUGAGAGGGCACGAGAGACAGAGGGAGGGAGGGAGAGGGUGACGGAGGGAGGGA